CGCGGGUCGGCAGGGUCCCGCGACACACACUUCCGUGUUCCAACUGCGCACGUGCACCCGCUGCUCCGCGCAGCCUGCUCGUGCGGCCGGGCAACAUGUCGCACUUACAGAUGAAACUCCUGCGCAAGAAGAUCGAGAAGCGGAACGUCAAGCUGCGGCAGCGAAACCUGAAGCUGCAAGAAGCAUCAGACACGAGCCUGUCAGAGCCUCAAAACAGAGAUGGGCCUAAAGUCAGAGUCGGAAAAGUUAAGAAAGCCAUGAAACAUUCUGUGAAUGUGGGCUCAGCAGAAGCACAAAGUGGAGGCAUGCUUGAAGAGACAGUGCAAAACUCGAAAGCUAAAAGAUCACCCCAAAAGCCUACCACUUUAACCAAUGGGGAAACAGCAGCAACGCCUUCUCCUGAUUCAGAACCAAAAAAGAAAAAGAAGAAGAAAAAGAGGAAAAUGGCAAAUGAUGCUGGGCCUGACACCAAAAAACCGAAAACCGAAGAAAGCAUUGGGGCUCACGAGGAAGCAGAAGAUGGUGUGGAGGAGCCAGAUGACAGGGAGGAGCCCAGCCUGCCCCUCGGACUGACAGGUGCUUUUGAAGACACUUCAUUUGCUUCCUUGUCGAACCUCGUCAAUGAAAACACUCUGAAGGCUAUAGAAGAAAUGGGCUUCAAGCGCAUGACCGAGAUCCAACAUAAAAGUAUCAGGCCACUUCUGGAAGGCAGGGAUCUUCUGGCAGCUGCGAAAACAGGCAGCGGCAAAACCCUUGCUUUCCUCAUCCCUGUGAUCGAGCUCAUUGUCAAGUUGAAGUUCAUGCCCAGGAAUGGAACAGGAGUCCUGAUUCUCUCCCCUACCAGAGAACUGGCCAUGCAGACCUUCGGUGUUCUGAAGGAACUGAUGACACACCAUGUUCACACGUAUGGGCUAAUCAUGGGUGGCAGUAACAGGUCUGCUGAAGCGCAGAAGCUUGUCAAUGGCAUCAACAUCAUCGUGGCCACCCCAGGCCGGCUCCUAGACCACAUGCAGAAUACUCCAGGGUUUAUGUACAAGAACCUCCAGUGUCUGGUUAUUGAUGAGGCUGAUCGAAUCUUGGAUGUUGGGUUUGAGGAAGAAUUAAAGCAAAUUAUUAAACUUUUGCCAGUACGCAGGCAAACUAUGCUCUUUUCUGCCACACAAACUCGAAAAGUUGAAGACUUGGCAAGAAUUUCUCUGAAAAAAGAGCCAUUGUAUGUGGGUGUUGAUGACGAUAAAGAGGUUGCCACGGUGGAUGGGCUUGAGCAGGGAUAUGUUGUGUGUCCCUCUGAGAAGAGGUUCCUUCUGCUCUUCACAUUCCUUAAGAAGAACCGGAAGAAGAAAGUGAUGGUCUUCUUUUCAUCAUGUAUGUCUGUGAAGUACCACUAUGAGCUACUGAACUACAUUGACCUGCCUGUCUUGGCCAUCCAUGGAAGGCAAAAGCAGAAUAAGCGAACAACCACGUUCUUCCAAUUCUGCAAUGCAGAUUCAGGGAUACUGCUGUGCACAGAUGUGGCCGCCAGAGGGCUGGACAUCCCGGAAGUGGACUGGAUUGUUCAGUAUGACCCUCCCGAUGACCCCAAGGAAUACAUUCAUCGUGUGGGUAGAACGGCCAGGGGCCUGAAUGGGAGAGGGCACGCGCUGCUCAUCCUACGCCCUGAAGAGUUGGGUUUCCUUCGUUACCUGAAGCAAUCCAAGGUUCCAUUGAAUCAGUUUGACUUUUCCUGGUCUAAAGUUUCUGACAUUCAGUCUCAGCUGGAAAAGCUGAUUGAAAAGAACUACUUUCUCCAUAAGUCUGCACAGGAAGCAUACAAGUCCUACAUUCGAGCGUAUGACUCGCACUCCCUCAAGCAGAUCUUUAAUGUGAACAACUUAAAUUUGCCUCAGGUCGCUCUGUCUUUUGGUUUUAAGGUCCCUCCUUUCGUGGAUCUGAACGUGAGCAGCCAUGAUGGCAAGCUUAAAAAGAGAGGAGGUGGUGGUAGAUUCGGCUACCAGAAAACAAAGAAAGUGGAGAAGUCCAAGAUCUUUAAACACAUCAGCAAGAAGACCGCAGACCGUAGGCAGUUCUCCCACUGAAGGGAACGGCUUUCCACCCAGACUGACUUUGCCCUAAUUUCCCCUUUCUCUUUAAAAAUGAACUUUUUCAAUCACCUUUAGGAUCUUUCUGCCUUUUAUUAUGAUGAUAAUAUUUUAUUUUUAAAUACUCCCAUAAAUAAACCAUGUCUUUGUUCUAA
Molecule: messenger RNA, 2233 nt
Organism: Peromyscus californicus insignis
Lineage: Eukaryota; Metazoa; Chordata; Mammalia; Rodentia; Cricetidae
Gene: Ddx18
Product: DEAD-box helicase 18
Exons: 13
Coding region: 96-2075 (659 amino acids)
Biological process (GO): maturation of LSU-rRNA from tricistronic rRNA transcript (SSU-rRNA, 5.8S rRNA, LSU-rRNA)
Cellular component (GO): nucleolus
Molecular function (GO): ATP binding; nucleic acid binding; RNA helicase activity
Source: RefSeq, a predicted model, not a curated record